This is a messenger RNA of Myripristis murdjan (pinecone soldierfish), 1587 nucleotides long. RefSeq names its product probable N-acetyltransferase camello. The record is from RefSeq and is a predicted model, not a curated record. The transcript is spliced from 2 exons. Gene Ontology annotation, molecular function: N-acetyltransferase activity. Lineage: Eukaryota; Metazoa; Chordata; Actinopteri; Holocentriformes; Holocentridae. The coding region runs from base 194 to 868 and encodes 224 amino acids.
UCUUGAUUAUGCCCACCAGAUGCCCACAGUUGGGAAAGGUUGUGCCGGACUCAUUCACAACAUUUCCGUAGGGGACCCGAGACUCCGAGCCGAAGAAAAAAGACAAAUGAGAAAGGUCUGACCGGUGGCAGCUUGCUGCGUGCAGCAAAGAUCCAGUUUAACCUCAAAACACUCGGAGAAACAGCCCCACGUCAUGGCCAGCAUUCAGAUCCGGAAGUAUCGAGAUGACGACGCGGAGGCGGUGAGGGAGGUCUUCACCCUGGGCAUGAGCGAGCACGUGCCCUCGUCCUUCAUGCACCUGCUGAAGCAGCCGCUCACCCAGAUGGUGCUGAUGUGUGUGUUCUGCGCUCUGAUGGCCAGCUCCAAGUCCUUCCUGCUGCCCAUCAUGGCUGUCACUCUCGUCCUGGCCGGGGCGAGGCAGUUUGUCACCUACAUGUUCACCAGCUACAUCGACACGUGCCUCAAGAAGGACCUCUGCCACAUCAGGGAGACCUACCUGGAGCAGAAGGACGCGUGCUUCUGGGUGGCCGAAAGUGACGGGCGGGUGGUCGGCACUGUGGCGUGUAUGCCUGCUGAGAAGGUGCCGGGCUGCUUGGAACUGAAGCGCAUGUCUGUACGCCGCACUCACCGCGGGAUGGGCAUCGCCAAGGCUCUGUGCAGGACAGUGGCGGAUUUUACCCGGGACAGGGGUUACGCCGCCGUCAUCCUCUACACCUCUGUAGUGCAGACAGACGCGCAGAACCUGUACGAACACAUGGGCUACGAAAAGAUAAGGGAGUUUGUCGUGCCUGAGCUCGUUGCAAGAAUCACCAACUUCAGCCUGAUCGAGUACAGACUAGAUUUACAGACGGAUACCAAAAAAGACUGAAUGGACAGACGCACACACACACACACACACACAAAGGUUGUUUAACAUUUCUGGUUGGGUGCAUGCCAGGAUUCAUUAAGACUAAGUUCUUGUCACAACAGCCCAGCUUUGAUACUGAUACUGUCCUGGGCUCUUUAACCUGUCGUUUUCCUCUUUCUCUCUCUUUGCCUUGUCUCUCAUAAACCUGACAAAGCAGAAAUUCCUAAAUAAAUAAACAAAUGAAUACAUAAAUGAAUGAAUGAAGGAAUAAGCAUGACAGUACCUACAUAAGGAAUACAAACCGAGUAUAUAGAUGGACAGUUUUUUUCUUGUUUCUUGUCUCCUGAAUGCCAGUUUUCAUACAUAUACAAUAUUUAGGAUUUUUGUUACCUCAUUUAAUCAUCGCCAGUAAUUACAUGUGACACCGGUGCUCGGGUAUUGAUGAAUCUAUUUCUGUAUUGCACCUACAUAAGAAACACAAACACAGAGACCUGCAUGGACAGUUUUCUCUUUUAUGUACAUGCAUAUUGGAUGGGGUAUUAUAACUUUUUUAAAAAAAAAUUUUGUUUAUACCUCAUUUAAUCACCCCGAUAACUGAUUCUGGCCCAUGUUACUCUGUUUUUCUGUAGUUAUGCCACCCAGUUUCUGUUGAUUGAUUGACUUGAACUGAAUUUGUAAGGGACUUGUAAGUCGUUUUAUUCAUACCUGCUGGCUGCUUAGAAUAAACUGUUAGAGCUAUA